Molecule: messenger RNA, 1509 nt
Organism: Bemisia tabaci
Lineage: Eukaryota; Metazoa; Arthropoda; Insecta; Hemiptera; Aleyrodidae
Product: putative odorant-binding protein A5
Source: RefSeq, a predicted model, not a curated record
UUUUACGUGAAAUUUUGGUUAAGAAAUAUGUAUCAGAAUGCUGAAAUUUGUACCUUGUCAAGUGACCUAUUCGAGCAAAAACGCUCGUUUCACGAAUUUCGGAAUCAAAGUAAGAUAGCAAUACAUUAGGGCCUUGUGAGAACGAGAGAGACAGGUAAUCUCUGUUUGGAAAUGAAAGUGAAACGGUUAUUGGAGGCAAUGAUGUCAUGACGUCACGACUAAAGGAGUCCAUUAUCGGGCUCCACAGCAUGUAAAUACUAUUAUUUGAACACCAAGAAUGCACAAGAAUAGUUUUAGUCAAUAUUUCUUUUAGACUGAUGAGUGAUGAGGUUGAUAAGAAGUUUUUUUAGAGUACCGUUAGUGGAAAGUGUCUCGAUCCUACAUGACAACAAUGGGGUGGAGUCUUCUUGCCUAUUUUUAAAUUCAAAAUAUUUUCCGCAAUCAUCCCCAAAAAUCGGGUGACAUGUGCAGAAUCAGAUGAGUAUGUGGACGUACCAUCAUACACUGGAACAGAGGAAAACGAGUUUGAGUGCACCAGUCAACACCAUGGAAUGGGUUGGAACGAUCGACUCCCAAGGACGGAUGCAACAAUCCGAGCUGAUCUUAUUCGUAAUGGAAUCAUCCCGGAGUUCAUUAUCAAACCUCCAAAAUAUGAAGCUUUUAUAACUUUCCAUGGUUCCGUUGAACCAGACAUGGGGAAUUUAUUAAGACCAGAACAAGUUCGGUGGGCCCCUCAUGCAAUUGAAUUCAAAUUCAAACCGAACUCUUACUACUGCAUCGUUAUGACAGGUCUCGAUGAGCCGUCCAAAGCAGUGCCGACAAAAAGAGAAUUUCUUCACUGGAUAGUUGGAAACAUGCCAGAAGAUAACCUUGCCAUAGCAGAACACAUAGCUGAAUAUUAUCCUGUUUUACCGAAAAAAGACACAGGACUUCAUCGAUACCUGCUCUUAGUCUAUGAGCAAAAAAUGAAAAUUGACUUUAAGGAGUUUCGACUAACUUGCAGGAAUGAUUGGGGCCGCGCAAAAUGGUCCAGCCGGAAAUUCGCAGACAAAUACAAACUUGGAGAGCCUUAUGCAGUUAAUUUCUUUUACAGUGAGCACACAGCGACCUAAAAGUCACAUAAGACACUACACACGAUUGAAAGACCGACAUGUCUCGUGCUUCCACAAUAGAAAUGUGUGUGGAAUUCUGCAUAUGGAUGUUUGAUAAUUUCAAGAUCGAGCGGGAACUGUCUUUUUAUAUUUUGAUGUCUGAAAUUCAGUGUCCUUGUGUGUAGAUUUUGCGAUAAUGGGUUUUUGUUUUCACCAUGUGCGAGAGUAUUCUCAACCUGAAAAAUGCAGUUUGACACUACGUUUUUGGUGAAAAUUUCGGUUUCCUGGUUAUGAAUUUAAUCACUCUAUGACGAUCGAUAAUUAUGUUGUCGUACUGACGUCAUUUUAGCCAUGCACGAGUAUGUCACUAUGCUUAUAAAGACAUAAAGAAUAUUAAAUAUUUUAUUAUAUUGUUCUA